Chelmon rostratus (copperband butterflyfish) is the source of this 789-nucleotide messenger RNA. RefSeq names its product uridine-cytidine kinase 2a (gene uck2a). Gene Ontology annotation, molecular function: ATP binding; kinase activity. Lineage: Eukaryota; Metazoa; Chordata; Actinopteri; Chaetodontiformes; Chaetodontidae. The coding region runs from base 1 to 789 and encodes 262 amino acids. Gene Ontology annotation, cellular component: cytosol; cytoplasm. The record is from RefSeq and is a predicted model, not a curated record. The transcript has 7 exons.
AUGACAGGCGACAGCGAGACAAAGGCAGGUGACCAAGCCGAAAAUGAGAGCUCUACCCGGGAGCCUUUCCUCAUUGGUGUGGCUGGAGGGACAGCCAGCGGCAAGUCGUCGGUGUGCAGCAAGAUCAUGGAGCUGCUGGGGCAGAACGAGAUCGACCACCACCAGCGGCAAGUGGCCAUCCUCAGCCAGGACUGCUUCUACAGGGUCCUCACCCCAGAGCAGAAGGCCAAGGCGCUCAAGGGCCAGUUCAACUUCGACCACCCAGAUGCGUUUGACAACGACCUCAUAAUCGCAACUCUGUGGGACAUCAAGGAGGGGAAAACGGUUCACAUCCCUGUUUAUGACUUUGUCUCCCAUUCCAGGAAAGAGGAGACCGUGACGGUGUACCCAGCCGAUGUGGUGCUGUUCGAAGGCAUCCUGAUGUUUUAUUCUCAGGAGAUCCGAGACCUUUUCCAGAUGAAGCUGUUCGUGGACACCGAUGCAGAUACGCGUCUGUCCCGACGAGUGCUGCGUGAUAUAAGUGAACGUGGACGGGACUUGGAAAGCGUUCUGGCGCAGUACAUUACUUUCGUCAAGCCUGCGUUUGAGGAGUUUUGUCUGCCGACGAAGAAAUACGCUGAUGUGAUCAUUCCGAGAGGAGCUGACAACCUUGUGGCGAUAAACCUCAUCGUUCAACACAUCCAGGAUAUUCUGACCGGAGGUCUGACCAAGCGGCUGAACGGCUGGUUUCAUGGUUACGGAACAACGAAGAAGCAGCCCAACAUGGAGUCCAGCAGUCGGCCUCACUGA